Molecule: messenger RNA, 639 nt
Organism: Clonostachys rhizophaga
Lineage: Eukaryota; Fungi; Ascomycota; Sordariomycetes; Hypocreales; Bionectriaceae
Source: the annotation of a GenBank genome assembly
AUGGUACAACAUGGAUGGUACAACACGACAUUCGCCUGCUUUAACCCACAGGCAUCCAAGAUCGUGGGGGUCUUCCACAUGGGACUGAGCUGGGAUAUUUGGGCCCAGGUCGAGCUUGGUCUGGCCUGCAAGAGGGAGAGCGACAGAAACAGAGGAAAGGACGCCACGGUACUGUCCGAGUUUACACGUCAGAAGAGAGUGUACGACGGCAGUAAUGGGCGAUGUGACUUCCUCGCGUCCUACACCAUGACACAGGGGGGCCUACGGCUUCAUUAUUUUAUGGACCUGAAGUGCCUUCAGAAAAACAAGCUGCCUGAUUUUCUCAACGCCGUUGCACUCGACAUCGACAAAGCCAAGGCAACAACGCCUCUCAAGGAGUGGUCAGAUAAUGUGGCAUAUGUGGGCGGUCACGUUAUGGCUAUUUCUGUCAGCCCAGUCUCCGAUAAUCGCGUGGAGAGAAAAAUGCUCCAGCUCGCAGAGAGCAAAGGAAUCACAUGGGAGGGUAGCGAAGGAAGAGGGCUUCCUCUCGGCGAGGAAGGUACCGAUCGCGUCAUUCUCUGGACCUGGAGUAGGACCUUCAUCAAGACGGAGAAGGCCCAGCAAGCAAUGGCAUCGUACGUCGACUGGUGGAAACGAUAG